AUGUUCCAACAAGUGAACGUGAUACUACUUGGAAUCGACCUAAUUCUUAUUGCAUUCAUCCACAAGGAACUUAACUCGCUGCCUCCGCUCCACAAGACACUCUCAACAAUAAUGAGACUGAAUAUGUCACGAAUGGGAUGUUACGUCAUUCUUGCCUUCCUACUGGUUGCAGGGCCACUUGUGGCAAUAACAGUGACCAUUAUGCUGACGAAGAAGCAGGUGUUCAGCGAGGUGAAGAGUCCACUGGCAUCAUACGCAAUCAUAUACAAUAUUCUUCUUCUAUCCUAUCUCAUACGAGUAUUCAAGCAACUGUUCGCAUUCUACACGAAACUGGCUCUUAGUGACACAUUCUACUUCUACAUAAGAGUGGCCAAGUACAACAACAGUCUACUGAGCUAUCUAGUCCAGUACGAUAUGACAAGUUCAUUGGUUAUGCAUGCAGCAGUAUUUGUGGGGCUGUUUCUGUUGGUUGAGCUGGCUGUGAUACGAAGACUGAGCACGACGAAUGCAGGUGCAUGGAGCUACGUCAAGAGAAACUGGCCUGCGAUACUCCUUGUGGUUGCAACACUAGUAGGAUACGGAAUGGUGAUAUACCACAUAGAAAGGGGCGUAGAGAUACACGAGAUCAGUCUGGGGACGUCUGUCUCGAUGGUAUUCAGCAGGUUCUACGAGGCUCUUCUCAUCAACGCCCUUCUUCUCUACAUCUACGCCGUCGUAAUCACAAAUGACCUAUGA
Enterospora canceri is the source of this 735-nucleotide messenger RNA. The record is from the annotation of a GenBank genome assembly. Lineage: Eukaryota; Fungi; Microsporidia; Enterocytozoonidae.